This is a messenger RNA of Rotaria sordida, 240 nucleotides long. The record is from the annotation of a GenBank genome assembly. Lineage: Eukaryota; Metazoa; Rotifera; Eurotatoria; Philodinida; Philodinidae.
AUGUUUGAUCCAAAACCAACUAAAGUCCGUGGGGGUAAAGGGUUAAUUUGGGAUAAUAUUGCUAUUUUAUUGAGAUAUUUAUUAAUGCUUUUAUUUAAUAAUUCACUUGAUGUUGCUUUACAUUUAUCAUUUUUAUUUCAUAUUGUUACAUUACUUGUUCGCACAGCUUCUUUAACAUUACGUGCAUCAACAUGUGAUCUUGUUAUAAAUAUUUUAGAUUCAUUAUGUACAUGUUCUUAA